UGACUGUAGGUACGAGAAACGUCGUCGUAAGUAGGUGUAAAAUUUCAUUGAACUUCAUUGAAUUUUAUAAUGUAGGUACAAAUAUUUUCAUAAAUUCACCAUGAAUGCUAACAAAAAUGAAGAAAAACAGCUUCCUGAUGGUUGGGUGCUGUGUGCUUCAAAAUCAAAUCCAGGAAGAAAGUACUACUUCAACAAGAAAACGGGGAAAUCUUCUUGGACCCAACCUGUGCCGGACGAUAAAUCUGGUCAAAGCAAGCUUAAAAGUAAGAAGACUAAAUCUGGACACGAAGAAAAAAGUAGGAAAGACGAUUUUAACAAGAAACCACUGAAGAGGAAAAGCGAUGGUCAAGGACAAAGUUCUCCACAGAAAAAGAAACAAAAAGAUGUUCCAGAUACACCCACACCUGAGAAACACAAUGUGCCGUCACCGAAAAAGCAAACACCUAGAAAGUAUGCAGAUGCUCAUAAAAAGCAGAGUCCACCGAGUGCUUCAAAAGCGCAAGCACAUUCAGCAAAAAAUAUUGCUAACUCAAGACUGUCACACCUUCGGGCUCAAUUGGAAUCAGAUGCUAAGAAAGACGAAUCCGUGGACCAGUCACCUGUAAAAACUCUUAAAAGGAGUCCCACUUCUUCUCAGACAGAGCCACUAGCUAAAAUACAAAGGACCGAAUUAAAGAGUCCAAACUUGUCCGAGUCCAAAUGUUCAACGACCACACAGUCUCCCAGCAGUGACAGUUUGCAGUCUAUUCCAUCACCAUCACAGUUCCUUGCAGCAAACAAGAUUAUAUCUUCUAUGAAGGCACAAUUGCCAGAAGAGUUUUCUGAUAAAUUGAGGAACAAAAAUACUUUUGCAGAUAUAGAAGAAGGUAUCAAUAAACAAACACCUGAGUACCCAUUCAUGAAACAUCCAGCCACCCCUCCACAAUUUUCGGAAGCCAGUAAACUUGUGUCAGCUAUAAAGUCAAAACUUUCUUAUAAAGGAUCUGUAAACAAUGAAACACCUGUUAAAACUUUUACCUCUGCUAAAGAUCGUAUGGAAGCAUUAAGAACUAGAUUGAGUAAUGAAGCAUCAUCUGAUUCUAGUUCUUUUUUAUGUAGCACUAAUGAUAGCAUAGUUGAAGAAAAUACAAUUGAAGCUAUGGAUGUGGAUUUUAAUAAACAAGUCAUCCAGAAAGCACCUCCAGUACAAUGUGUAAAAGAAACUAUGUGUACAGUAGAUAGUAAAGAACAGUUACUUUUAGUUGUGGAUACAAACAUCUUCAUACAUGAGCUUGAUGUUAUCAAAGACGUUUUGAAUUCUCACAUUAAAGGUUAUAGUGAACAACCAAACUUGUUGGUUCCAUGGCGGGUCAUAAAUGAACUUGACAGGUUAAAGGACAAUAAUAAUGGGAAUGGGGCCAUAUGUAAGAGAGCGAAGGCUGCUAUGGACUACUUGUACAAAUCCUUGCCGGAAAACACACGUAUCAAAGGGCAGUCGCUGCGUGACUCUAAUUCUCACAUCUAUCCUUGCGAGUCGCCCGAUGAUGAAAUCCUUAACUGCUGUCUGCAGCAAUCGGAAAGGGGCAAGUCUGUGAUAUUGGUGUCGAACGACAAGAACUUGUGCAACAAAGCGGUGAUAAACGGUCUAAGGAGUUUAUCGCUGGCGGAACUGAGGCCCUUACUAACCAGCAGACCGGAAGGAAACCACGCGGGCUCCAGUCUGCAACGAUACCACGCCGCUAUAUAUCAUCUGCUGGCUACAAUACUAGAGAACGAGAUGCGUGCGAAAUACAACAACCUAUGGGAGCACGUGUUAUUCAAGCCUCCACCUUGGACGUUAUGCGAUGUGCUGGAAUGUCUAUUGAAGCAUUGGAUAGCGGUCUUCAACGAAGUCUUCCCGAGGAUAGAGCAUCUCAUCAAGGAUCUCAGUUACGCUUACAGAAGCCUUAAGGAUAAGAGUCCCAAAUCAUUAACACAAUCGGAAGUGGCGAACUUCAAGGAGCUUUGCUUGGAGAUAGCCAGAAAGUGUCAGAUAAUACCGGAGUAUAUGGAUCUGGCUAAGCUCACGGUGGAGAGACUCCUGCGCCAGUGUGAGAGCGAGACGGCGAGCGACGAGAGGGACGGCGAAAUGGUUGUCAUAGAAGCGUUCGAGGGGCUGUGGACUGUGUUCUCCAGUUAUUGUGCCAAAUUAGCGUCCGGCUUGGGGGUUCCGCACAGCCUGGAGGAUAAGAUUCAGUGCAACGACUCACUCGGAGUACUCACCAGUAAAUACAGCUUGUUCCGCAACCAGAUCGAAGAACUCACGCUUGCUAUUAAGGGGGCUCUCAGUAUAGAGGGCGCGGGAGCGGGAGGGGGAGGGGGUACAGACGCAGGCGCGUAUGUGUCGCGGCUGCAGAGCGCGUUCCGCGCCAGUCUGUCGCUCGUGUGUGCGGACACGCAAGCUUUACAAACCAACAAGCUACGCCACUUCUGUGCCACUUGCGGGAAUAUGCUCCAAGAGGCCUGCACGAAAUUUUCACAACUAACAGAAAUAUUAGCGGCUUGCAAACACAAAAUAGGAGACGACUGAAAUAUAUCACAUUGUACAGUAACGGCCACAAGUGAAUAAUGUGAACGUUUUAGUCAAUUUAUUUCACGAUGAACAAUGUUUAUCAUAACAUGAGAAACAUCGCAAAGCUAUGCCAUAUUUUAGCUAUGCUUAUAUAUAGACAAGACAUUAAAAGUAACAAGUAACUUCAUUAUUCGUGUAUCGGAAAGAAUAACUUGUAAAUUUUGCUAAAACAAAUCUAUCUAUCGUAUUAAAAUAAAAUGCUGUAAUAUUUUAGUUUUGUUAUAUAACAUGAUUUACUUGUGACCGCUAUUGUACCUAUAUCUAGUCCAUAACUUGUACAAAGUUGUACAUCUAGGCGGGAGUGAUGAAAGGGCCUAUUAGACUACCCAAUUUUAAGGGGCCCUGUUUAAGGGCGGUGUAAAAGAAAUUAGGGAGUAAGGGACCCGAUUAGGGUUACCAUUUAGGAAUUUCAAAAGUCCUGACAAAAAUCCUGAGAUUUCGUAAAAAGUCCGGACUUUUUAGUCAUAAAAUGGUACCAUUUCUCACUUAGUUAUAAUAGUAUGGUAUUUAAAUCAAUAUGUAAUUUUAUUAUUCAGAUUCAAAGUAAUUUAAAAAAAAUCCGAUUGACGCGAUCCGAUCUCCCUAUGUAGGGUCUCUUACGCCCUGACAAUCGGGUAGCGAAAUAGCUGUUAGGCAGUAAGGGAGCUCAGUCGACGCUCCGAGAGCGUAUGGACGUUUUUGUAGUCGAAUUAGUAUAUGGGCGCAAUGGCAUCUAAUGAAGAGAAAGAAGUGUUACUUAAUUGUGUUCUAUAAUUUUUGUGGUAAAAAAAACAAAACUAUUCAAAUAAGGCACACAUUUAAAUAACCACCAAAUAAUACUAAUUGAUUCUCAAAUAAAUACAAUUGGUUACUUAUUUCUAUUUAUUUAUGACAUAAUAAAAAGAAAUAUGAUCCUUUAAAUAAAGAGAAAAAUGCCGAAGGAUUUAGAGAAGUUUAUAAAAAAUUGAUCAGAAUGCAUCCGGUGUCAACGACGACAUUCAACCGAUACGAUUUUUACUUUCAGACUGAGUUAGGGUCCGAUUGAUAAGGCAGUGUAAUACACGCCCACCCUUAGGGCCCUUAAAAUUGGGUUGUGUAAUAGUAGUUGAAAUUAAUUUUAUUAGGAAGUCCUAUUUCAGUGAUGAGUACAGUCGCGAGAGAAAAUGUUCAAUAUCGUCUAGUGGUUAAAAGUGGUACAAACUACAUUGUAUUGCAAACUAUUUAUUCAGACAUUGGCGUUUUUAUCAAUCGAUCAAUCUUACUGAAUAGGGACUUCUGCGUCUUCGAAGACUGACUAAUGGUUAUACUUUGACGACUUUUCGUCUUUAAAUAAAAAAAAAAUGUAGAAUGGUUUGUAGUGAUUUUGUUUCCGUAACAAUAUCAAAGGAUAAUACAUGCAUACUCUUACGCUUCACUGUUAGUUAACCUUGAUAGAUUUAUCAAUGUUUACAUCUAUUUUUAUUUGGUUCCAAAACUGGUAAAUUUUUAGCAAUGAAAUUACCAGACUUAACCUACAAUGUAAUUGUUUUUAGCUGAACAGAUGUAAUUCCGGUAUUUGUGAGACGAAAAUAAUGCAAUUGGCUUAUUUGUAUACCUAUUGCAUAUAUUAAAUAUCGUGAUACAGUUUUAUUCAACGCAGUAACUUGUUUAAUUUAUAGUUUUGGAAGGUUUUGUUUGACGCAUCAAUUCAAAGAUAAAAAUGUAUAUUUACCUCUGUUAAAAAUGUUUAUCUCGUAUACUUGCGAAGCUCCAGAUUACUGGUUUAUAAUCGAUGAAUUGGAAUAAUUGUAUUAUACAGUGUUACGGGUACUCUUGUAAUUUUUGUAAAUAAAUCGUUUCGAUCACACGUCUGAUUCUAUCACUUAAGUUAGAUGCUAAUAUGCAUUAAUUAUUGUUUAGUAGAUACGAUUAUGCGUGUGACUGUACAUUGAUGGUUGGUUAGGGCAAUUAUUAGAAUAAAUAGGUGAAGUUCAUAAUUAUUCCAUUUUGUUAACUUUUAGUAUUUUUUUCUUUGUUAACGAUUUGCUUUUGUAAUCAUAUACAGUAUAAUCUCACUAAUACGGCACUAUUAAAGACCGGAGGGUGCCGGAUCACUUACUGGAUUAUAGUGAAAAAGUCGUAGGCAACGAAUGAAAUGAAGCAUUUCGUGGAUGGAAUAAAUGUAUGUAAUGUAUUAAUUUAACAAGUACAUACAUAUGGAAUUACAUAGUUUUAAAAUUAUCCUUAAUUGAGGUCUGCUUUUGUGCAACUUGUAGUUUAAAACCUUUUCUCACAUGUUGCGAAGAAUUAUAAUAUCUUUGGCAGACAUGCCGUUUUCUUCUGCCCAUAUUAUGCAGGUAUUGAAACAAAUCAAAUGCUUUUAUUGGCAAGUUGGAUCUUUUCAUAAACUUCUCGACUUCUGGGACAAAGUCAUUAUGAAACCAUUCGCUGAAUACUUCUCUCGUGACCCAACUUCUUUCUAAUUUGCUUCCUGUAGCAGACUGGCAGACAAAUGUUCUUGAAAGCUCUGGGAUUUUCUGCUUUACCAAUCACUAACAAAUCCAAGAGCACAGGUGUAGAGGGGCGAGGGAGGCAUAGGCGGAGGGUGCCGUAUUAUUGGACGUGCCGAUCUAUCGAAGUGGUGGAUUAGUGAGAUUAUACUGUAUAGAGAAAUGUUUGAUUUCCAAUGUAAAAUAGAAUUGUCCGGAAUACAUGAUAAUGAUGUUUAUACUGCUUAUUUUAUAAUUAGCGCCUUUUGGUUAGGGCAUUCGUGGGUUUGUAUAUUGAGAAGCGACAUUUGGGCAGUUGGACAAGUGGCAAUAAUUUAUUCGUUUUAACGUUAAGAUAUAAAUUGAUUACAAACUUUUGUUUGAUAAUUGAUUAAUGAAUUUUAGCAUCCAAUUUAAUUUACAGAAUACUCAGUGGCGCGAUGGUCGGUACUCAGGAUUUAACCUAUCCAUACCAAAUGUUAUCAAAAAGGUUAUUCGGUUUAGAUACAAAGAACUUGAUUUCUUUAUUUAUGUGAUAUAGCCAACGAUAUUAAAUACCCUAGAUACACCACGAGCGCUCAAAAUGUGUCCCAAUCAAGAAGUGCUUGAACACCACUCAAGCACUUCUUGGUUCACAGUCACGCGCGGACCGUUACAAAGUCAAGAUGCCACAGAGCUCCGCAAAAAAAUGCGAAAAUAAUACUUAAAGUACGAAAAGUGUCGUUUUUUCGACAGGUAUUCAGUCAAUGUUUGUUAAUUUAACUUAUUUGAAGUAAAUUUUGAUCUAAUACUUACUAUAAAUUGAUUUAAUACAAAAUAUUUGUGAUAUACAAAUGCAUGGUCGCUUAUACGUCGCCAUAAUAUGGCGACGUAUAACCGACCAUGCCGUCUCUUUUCCUCGCGGUCCGUGCCUGCUAUAUUGCUAACAGCGCGUUCAGAAUUGCGCGUAGAGUCAAAGAGCUAAGGUCUAAAUUCUUCCGCACAGAGCAAUAAGUCGUAAAAUUUUACGAGCUUGCAUUUCGAACUGUCAGAAGUCCUUGACGCAUGCGUUUUAUUUAAGUACCUUAUACAGUAUGUAUUUAAGGUUACUUUCAAUAUUUAAAUAAUGCCUUAUAUUGAUUUUAUGGAUAUGGAGCUCUGUGGAUCGUUCAGUGUACCUUUUGGACAGGUUUCGGGCACGAUUUUGUUCGUGUUGGUGUAUCUAGGGUAUUUAAUAUCAUUGGAUAUAGCCUCUAAAUGCGAUCGAUCGGUGUGAAGAUCCUUAGUGAAGGUCUAUUCUCAGUUAUGUAAGAAAAUUGCUAUUAAGAGCGGAUGCGAGCUGAGUUACAUUUUGAGAAAUAGGUAUUGGAAAAAACUAUUGCUGUCACGCAUUGGCAAAUACCGUGCGAUAGAGACAACAGUAGCUAACGCUGAAAAUUGCAAAAUUCGAGGUUUCACUUUCGGCGAUUUCCUCCUCGAAAAUUAGAUUUACGUAAAAGAAAUUUUACACGAAGAAUAAUAAGUAGUUAAACUAUGCCUCUCUGUUUUGUUUUUUUUUUAUAGAAAGCUUAUUAAAUCUCCACACUGGACGUCUUUAGUGGUGAUUAAAUUUUUUUUAUUUUUUUGGCCUUUUUCGAGGGCUUCUAGUUUCUUUGAAACUCAAGUUAUCGAUAAAAGGAAGAUACAGGAGCAUAGAAUGAGUAAAAUUAUAUUUUAUUUAUGAAAAUCAAUUCUUGAGUGAUAAAAAUCAAAGAGGAAUCUGUCGAGAACGUUUGUAUGGAAAAAAAACGACAGGUUGCAUUCCGGGAGUGCCGGCAGAAGUGAAAACUUGAAUAUUAACGUUGUGCAUUUUUUAUAUUUUGGAAUGGUUUGGGAAUAAUUUUGCACGAAUUGCUUUAUUUAUCAGUAUAAAAGUACUAUCAUGUAUGUGGUAGAAUACAAUAUUUAUUUAUUGCGCUGUCGUACACAAACAUGACAAUUCAUAUUACAUUAAAAAAGUUUAAGCGCACUUAGCGACAUCUAUUGUAAAGAAAUCAACUUACUUGAAUCACAUUUAAUCGCACCUAGCGACAUCUAUGUAAAAAAAUGCAUUUUAUUCACAAUAAAGCUGCCACGUGGACGUCCUAGAUAGACUUAUUAUUAUAAUACGGUAAAAUAAAAUAUAACUAUGUUUCGUCCAAUAUCUUGAAAGUCGACAACCUUUCCAAUUUUAUGUGUGUGUGUCAUGAUGCGAUCAGCCCACGUGUUUAACCUAUUUAACAUUUUUUACCCAUACAAAAAAAGUGUACAACGCCGCUAAAGAAGUUUUCACUUCAAAAACAUAGCCCGCUUCCCCUCUUAAAUGCUUACUUAACUUUGUACCGUUUAAUAAGUUCCAUAUGUACACCCUUUUAUAUACACCACCCUAUAAUAAUAAUUUUUAUUUUUUUAUUUUCUCAUCUCUCAUUAUCAUGCACUCGUAGUAACGCGCCCGUUUACCAAAUGGAUGAUCCGUCACUGUCGUAUACUAUUUUUUAUUGUUUAUCAAUGUUAUAUUAUAUAACGAUUGUCACUUAUCGAAGCGCCCUAAGGUUGUAUUAUGAACUUUCAACGCUAGGCAAUUUUUAUUUGAUACAGCGAGACAUCACAAUUAUUAUUAUAUUCUAUGGACUGUGACUUCGCUUCUACCACUGUUAUUGCUUGGCUUGGCCAUAUUUAUCUACCAACCUAUGCAGUUUUUUUGUAUAACACUGAACAGAGACAAAACACCGUGUAAUAAGUCCCAAAUUUAAUGUUUGUUUAUUAAUAAUAUGGGUAUAUAAUUCGCGAUAAUAAAUAUUGAGUCUGUGCUUCUAUUGAUCUUGAGAUCUGUCUGUACCUCUCGCACAUAUUACCCAUAUGCUUAUUUGUAAAUUUGACAACAGUCUGUCCUUAUCUAGCUUUAUGAGGAAUGAAAAGGAUAGAGUGAUGUCAAGAUUGGAUUCUUUAUCUAUAGGCUUGAGUUAUAAGAGUUCAUAAUACGAUUUCUAGCCUUAUAAAAACGUAAUACGGUUAAAGGCUUUUACUUAUUUUUAUAUACCUACUCCUACUGUAUUCACGGAAACGAGCUACUACCGACGAAAGCUAAGCUAUGCCGUCAUUGGCCGGAUUGUAUUGCUGUCGUUACUUCGGCCAAUGACAGCCCCCUAUUUUGAGUGACGCAGGUUUAUAGCCUACUUUUUUUUGUAAGGGAUUGUGUGAUAAAGAAAGCUUUCCACUAACUCCUUUCCGUGAAUAGAGAGGAGCGAUGAAAUUUUAUACAAACUGAAUAGGCUAGUUGACCCUUUUUGGAAAAAGGUUUUAAAUGGUUAAUAAAUGUUCUAUUAGACCGAAAAAAAAUGUAUUGUAUUUUUUUGAGACCUAAAAAGCUACAAAUUUUUAAUUUUAAAAUAGAUUUUUCAUGGAUAUACAAAAACGCUGUCGGCCAUUUUAGUCUAUAGAUUAUCUAUGCUAUGACGUUAACUGCAGUAAACACAUAGGAAAGGUAAAUAAACAAAAACUCGUAAGCACGUAGAAAAUAACUUAACUGACUAUAAUAAUCAAAAGAUGAUUUCUAAUAAAUACCCCGAAAAAUAAAGUAAUUAUCAUUAUUGUAUUGUACGAGAAUAUAAAAACACAUCCUUGAAGACUCCAGGAAAGUUUUGGAUUAAAAGUGCCGAAAGAAAUUAACCUACGCAACUUUAUUACACUUAUUCAUAUGUUGUAUCAGUUUUAUGUUUAUUACUACAUUGUAAUACUAAAUACACUGUACUUACAUAGAUGCCUUGUCGUUUCUCUGCUCCGCAGAGCAGAAAUCGGAGUUUAGUGCAAUAAAUUCACCAACCAUGAAUGCGUCAAUUCUUGGCAGAUUUGUGCUUUCUGUUUUCACAAAGCCGGCUUCCAUAAUUAGUUUUUUCAAAAAAAACAGUAAACGGAAACUUUUCUAAAGUUAAAAGUGUUUUAAGAUAAAAGUCAGACGAAAGAAUCCACCCACAGUAACACGCGAAUGACAUUUAGUUGUUUACCAUAAGAGACGUCACAAUCAUGGCGGAUGUGGCGAAUAGCGUUUUUAGUGUUUAGAAAAUAUAGACUAAAAAUUAUUUUUUUAAAUUAAAUUUCUACAGCAAUCUUCUGCUUUUAUGAAGUGAAAUCGAUAUAUUUAGGUUCCUUAGACGAAAUACUUUAAGAAAUAAACAUUUAUUUAAUACAAUUCGACAUGAGUCAACUAGCCUAUUGGGCUAGACUGCAAGCGAUUUACGCACGUAUAUGUUUACCCGAGUUUAUAUUUUUGACUGCACAUAUCGCACCCAAAUUAAAGUGACCUAUGUACAAAAUUGGUUAGGUGCCUUUUCCCUACAGGGUGGCAAGUAUCCAAUUCAAUUCCCUAGAUUUUUAAGUUCUAAUUGUAGCAAAAUUUGCAAAGUCUUUGAGUUGGGGAGCUUUCAUUGUAAGGGUGCGAUUUAUAUGUUAGGUUUUGAUCUGUAAAUGGAUCGUUAAUUAUUCUGAAUUAUUAUUUUUGGUCUCUAAAAAGCUCACAAAAAUGAGGAAUGGUGCAAUAACUUUUUCUUUAUUGACCCUCUACAAAUAAUCAUUAUUUUAUUUUUUUGUUAGUAAUCUCAUUCUGAACUUGAAUAUGUGUGCGUCUCUUCUUUGGCAUUUGGAAAAUAGCACAGCGGUUUUGAGACGAAUGGUUUCUAAAUUACAAUUAGGGUUCCGUCCUUACCUCCUGUAAGCCUCUGCUGUACAUCUUUUCAUUUCAACAGUAACGAAUCAAAACUAAUAAAAUCAUUUCACACACCUUACUUUUUUUUUAUUUCUAUCAAAGGCGAAGUAGACGAGUUAAAAGAUAUUUAUUAAGUAAAGGGCCAAUGUAUUUGGAUUUAUUAAAUUCGUGUUAAUUAAAUCAGUAGACACUGAACGGAUAGAAAGACGUAUAUGUAGCGGCAAAUUUCUUGAGCAAAACCAGAAACAAAUGAAAACUUGAGCAGUAGACGUUAUUGUAUGUAAAAUUGCUACUGCGCAGGCUUCCUUGUUUAUGGUCUGUACUUUAAAGGUUUGCCGGUGUUUACUUGAAUAAUAAUUUCAUGAGGGCUUCCUUUUUUUGUCUCACCAGACGGCGCCACUGUUGAAUGAGGUACUGAAGUGUAGCUUUAGUUUGGUAAUACGCGCGUGAAAUCAAGUUUUACAUUUAAAUCAUAUUUUAAUACCAAAUAACUGUAUCGUAAGUGUUCACUGUGGCCGACUACGUUCCGUUUAUUUCGUUAAAAAAGGAGGACAUAAUAUUUUUGGCAUAGCUUCGGCUUUGAAUAACUGACAUUCAUUGACUCGUAACUCAAAUUUGCUACAAUUAAUCUGAGUUAUUACCAAAUAUUCACAACGUUAUUGUAAUUAGAAAUAAACCCCCGUAGUCAACUCACAAGCAAUAACAUUUGACAUUUCGGAGACCUCACGCUACACAAGCGCCUCUAGCGGUGGAUUCAUAAGCCGCAGCCCUCAUUCUGACAACUAUUACAACCAUAACGGUUGUAAUCAUAGAUUUAUUGUGAUAAUUAUAAUCUACUUAAACUGUACCCAAGAUUAAUCAGUUAUUGUACUGAUCAAGUACAAGAGACAUUUAAAAUGUUUAUUUUAAUGAUCUUAAUUAAAACGACAGUAUUGCGUGCACUAAGACAAGUGAAUAAGUCCUCGAAUUGUACGGCGUUCGACAAGUGAAUUAAAAGAAUGUAUAUAUUUCAUAAGAUUAAUUUGCUAUAUUAAUGUUACAAUAUUUAUUGUAUGCUGUAUACCUACUUGUAAAGUGGCAUGUUCGAAGAAUCAUUUUUAACUGUAUGAAUUAAAACAAAUUUGCUAAAGAUGAUUUUGUUAAAGUAUGAGUUUGUAUUAUUUUAUUUCAUCCUAUUUGCAGGCUUGGUUUAAUUAUGUAUA
This is a messenger RNA of Chilo suppressalis (striped riceborer), 10938 nucleotides long. The record is from the annotation of a GenBank genome assembly. Lineage: Eukaryota; Metazoa; Arthropoda; Insecta; Lepidoptera; Crambidae.